GCCUGUCUGAAUCUGAACCGUUGAAAUAACUAAUUGGCAUGUGUCGGAUGAAGAUAGAAGUAAAAGGAGAUGUUGAUUUCUAGUGGAAAUGGAGACGAUCUACAUCUUUCUCUACCCAUUAUUUUUUCUACGAACCCCUUAGAUCCCACCCAAAUCGAAGCUCUACGAGCCCUAGAUCUCAAAUUAUCUAUCGAAUUCUUGGUCUUUAUAUCGAAUCUCCACGACUGCGUAACUUGCGAUUUGUGAAACGCACAAGUCCUGAAAUCCCCCCUUUCUUUAUAUUUCAAUAAAUCUAGCUUGUAUUUGCUUUCAAAUGUUUUUAGCUUGCUUUGAAGGUGUUUCUGUCAGCUUUCAAAACCAGAGUUCUUCAUUUACAACUUUCAUGCGAGUUCAAGCCUUCCACCAGGUAAUGUCGAUGCUUACCAUUUUUAAAUAGGCAAAAUAACUGCGAAGUCAUUUAAAUAGGCAAAAUAGGGAAAGUCUAUCUUUUUGACCGUUAGGUUACAACAUUGACACAAACUUAGCGCCGCCAAGUCUUCUUCUCCCUGCAUAUUUUCGUCCUUCCUCUGUUUCUUCGCGGAUAUUUUCUCGCCGAUCUUGGACAACCUUGCGUACAAGUGGGCCUCAUUAAUGGAGCAAACUGGUGAUUUACUCCGGUUAAGAUUAUUGAGUUUUGGCUGUUCUUUAAUCAAAUUGUGCGCGGGGAUUUAGGGUAUGAGAGUUGUAUCGAUGUGAAGGAACAUGUUGCUUGGAAUUCACACGAAUUCAUUUGUUGGUGUUGCGUUUGCGUUUCCGCACAAGAUUGAGGGUCGUUUUGUGGUGGGCAAUUUCGUCCCCGCUACACACUUGAUAAAGGCGGGUCGAGAGUGUGAAUUUGGAAUUCAAUGUUAUGAUUAUGAUUAUGACAGAAGAAGAAGAAAAAGAAGAAGUUGGCGGUGUUGUGGUUCGGGAAUGAGUGAAUUGGAAGUGCUGGAGGAAGGGCGUAUGGCGGUUUCAAGUUAUCUUAAAGAAAUGGGUGUGUCGGUUGAGGAAUCCGAAUCAAUCGCAUCAAACUGCCCUGCAUAUCUUAACAUGUUAGUUGAAGGUGUGAGGGAUUUAGAGCAGUGGGAUGUUAAUUUCAAUUCCAACUUCAACUUGAGGGACAAGCUUGUUCACAUUGCUUCUCUCAAGGGUGACAACGGCAAACUAGCCUACUUAGAGAGUCUCGGCUUCACACUCUCUUCCUCUAUGAAUGUCGCCAGGUAUAUUAUAUCCUCUGACACUGAUUCCCUCCCAUCUUUCAUACACAAGGUUACCUCUAUCAAACAACUCUUCUUUCCUCCCACUUCCACUCAUCAUUAUCAUCACUUCCUCCUUAUCAAUAAUAUUCUCCGCAUCAUGCGCCACCUAUCUAUUUCAAUACACGAUGAAGAUCUUCAACACACUUUCUCCUUUUUCGAAAAGCUUCAAGCUAGGCGUGGUGGUCUAAAUAUCCUCUCUUCUAAAGAUUCUGCUUUCUGUUGCCUCAUUGAAUCAUUCCCUCGUAUACUUUUGUUAUCACUAAAUAAUCACAUCUUACCUAUACUCCAUUUUCUCCUAAAUUUUGGAAUCCCCCCUGAUCGCAUCCCAAACGUAAUAUUGGCUUUUCCUCCUAUUCUGCUAUGGAAUCUUCAACUCGUUCAAACUAGAGCCCUCGCCUUGAACCAGAUUCAUGGUGUGGAUAAAGAUUAUGCCAACUUGAUGCUAAAAUAUCCCUGGGUUCUAUCUACAAGCAUUCAAGAAAACUAUAAGGAGGUCCUUGCCUUUUUAUAUUCUGUCAAGGUUCCAAAGACAUGGAUAGACCGUGCAAUCAAAAGACAACCUCAUUUAUUGGGUUGUUCAACUAACAAGAUGAAGUUGAUGGUGGAUCAGUUUGCCGAACUAGGAGUUCCAAGAAAAAAAUUGGGUCAGGUUAUCGCUAAAAGUCCUCAGCUAUUAUUACAAAAGCCUGAAGACUUUCUGCAGGUUGUUCUGUUCUUUGAAAAUAUGGGUUUUGAUAAAGAAAAUAUUGGGAGAAUACUUGCCCGCUGCCCUGAAAUUUUUGCCACCAGCAUUAGUAAAACUUUACAGAGAAAGAGUGAGUUCCUUAGUAGAAUUGGCGUUUCUAAAGCUUACCUUCCUGUGGUUAUCAGAAAGUUUCCAGAAUUACUUGUGUCUGACAUUGACAGAACCUUGCCUCAACGGAUAGUGUACUUGAUGAAGCUUGGCCUUACAAAAAAAGAAAUUGCAUUUAUGAUACGUACAUUUUCUCCUCUACUUGGGUACAGCAUAGAGGAGGUUCUGAGGCCAAAAAUAGAAUUUCUGGUGAACUCGAUGAAGAGGCCAGUAAGAGAUGUGGUGGGUUACCCUAGGUAUUUUAGCUAUUCGCUAGAAAAGAAGAUAAAGCCAAGA
This is a messenger RNA of Cicer arietinum (chickpea), 2409 nucleotides long. Lineage: Eukaryota; Viridiplantae; Streptophyta; Magnoliopsida; Fabales; Fabaceae. The record is from RefSeq and is a predicted model, not a curated record.